Messenger RNA from Alnus glutinosa, 1550 nucleotides. Its product is annotated as crocetin glucosyltransferase 3-like. Gene Ontology annotation, molecular function: UDP-glycosyltransferase activity. The transcript has 3 exons. The record is from RefSeq and is a predicted model, not a curated record. NCBI's taxonomy places the organism in Eukaryota, Viridiplantae, Streptophyta, Magnoliopsida, Fagales, Betulaceae. The coding region runs from base 3 to 1511 and encodes 502 amino acids.
AAAUGGGUUCUCGUGCUCAGCAUAUUGUAAUGCUACCCUUCCUGGCUCACGGCCAUCUCAUACCAUUCCUCGCACUAGCAAGGCAAAUCCACCAAGCAACCGGCUUCACCAUCACCAUUGUCAGCACCCCUCUCAACGUUCGCUACCUCCAAUCCACCAUCUCCUCUGAUUUGGCCAACAUCCGCCUCGCCGAGCUUCCUUUCUGCAGCACCGACCAUGGUUUACCGCCCAACACGGAGAAUACCGAGAACUUGUCUCUACAUAACAUUCCAGUCUUCUGCCGUGCAUCGGUGACACUCGAAGCUCCUUUCCGCGGCCUAAUCCGUGAUAUCAUGGACCAAGAAGGUGGUGGCUGGCCGCCUCUUUGUAUAAUAUCCGAUAUGUUCUUUGGAUGGGCUGUAAAUGUUGCCAAAAGUGUAGGUAGCGUGAGCAUUACUUUCACCACUUCUGGCGCGUACGGCACGGCGGCUCUCAUGUCUUUCUGGCUGCACCUCCCGCAUCUUUGUACAGAUUACGAAGAGUGCUUCAAGCUCCCGUGGUUUCCUGAUAGCCACCGCUUCCAUUACUCACAACUAAAUCUAUUGGCAAAAGCUGCAGAUGGUACAGAUUUGUGGUCUAGGUUUUUGCAGUCGCAAUUAUCACUUUCUUUAGGCUCUCAUGGGUGGUUGUGUAACACUGUUGAGGAGAUAGAACCUUUAGGAAUGGAAAUUCUUAGAAAAUAUCUCAAACUUCCUGUUCGGGCUAUCGGUCCUCUUCUUCCUCCGGCCGUGCUUAAGAAGCAAUACUCGUCCUCUUCUUUUGGCUCGAAUAUAUUCAAACAACGUGCCGGCAAGAAGCCCGAAAUAUCACCUGAAAAAUGCAUUGAGUGGCUCAAUCUACACAGUCCAGGUUCCGUUCUAUACAUUUCGUUUGGUUCCCAAAACACUAUUAGUGCUUCCGAGAUGAUGGAGUUAGCUCUAGGUUUGGAAGAUAGCGCAAAACCUUUCAUUUGGGUCCUUCGGCCACCUAUUGGUUUUGACAUAAAAGGUGAAUUCAGAGAGGAAUGGUUGCCGGAAGGGUUCGAAAAGCGAAUGACGGAAAGGAAACAAGGCUUAUUGGUGCACAACUGGGCGCCGCAGCUGGAGAUUUUGUCGCAUCAAUCUACCGGAGCAUUUUUAAGCCAUUGCGGGUGGAACUCGGUGUUGGAGAGCUUAAGCCAAGGCAUUCCGAUCAUAGGCUGGCCUAUGGGGGCGGAGCAGAUAUACAAUUUGAAGAUGCUGGUGGAGGAGAUGGGCGUGUGCGAGGAGUUGGCAAGGGGAGUACUGCAGAGUGAUAUUGUGAGGAAGGAGAUGAAGAGGGUGAUAGAAUUGGUGAUGGAGAAGAAGAAAGGCAAAGGGAAGGAGAUGCAGAAUAAGGCUGCUCUCAUUGGAGAGCAAAUAAGAGCAGCAACGAAAGAUCAGGGAGGAGAAGAGGAGGGGUCUUCUGUACUUAAAGCAUUGAAUGAUUUUGUAAGUUUUCCACCUGCUGUUUAGAAAAUAAUAAAAAUUUUAAAAUACUUGUAAUAAUUUAGU